Scatophagus argus is the source of this 4926-nucleotide messenger RNA. RefSeq names its product ankyrin repeat and kinase domain containing 1 (gene ankk1). Gene Ontology annotation, molecular function: ATP binding; protein binding; protein kinase activity. The record is from RefSeq and is a predicted model, not a curated record. Gene Ontology annotation, cellular component: cytoplasm. NCBI's taxonomy places the organism in Eukaryota, Metazoa, Chordata, Actinopteri, Scatophagidae. The coding region runs from base 172 to 2415 and encodes 747 amino acids. Gene Ontology annotation, biological process: protein phosphorylation; regulation of cell cycle process. The transcript is spliced from 9 exons.
UGCCACUGUUUUGAAUGUGAAUCCCUGUUCUACAACUUUCUUUUUCCCUGCGUGAAACACAAGCUCCUGCGGUGCCGUUGAUCGAUGUCGAUCUGGGAGACAAACCCCCUUGUCUAUGCGUAGGAUAAGACACUGAGUGUAUUUCUGGUCUAUGUGCGGAUCUCUUUACUCAUGGAUUGCCUUGAUGGAUCUCCUGGAGAGUUCAGAAACUUCCAGAAGGACGACUUUGAGGCUGACUGGACUAAGCUGGCAGAAUGCAGGUUUGGUCAGGUGUACCAGGUCAAGCUCAAAGUCUGGCGGGUGACCUGUGCCCUGAAAAGUUUUGACACAGCAUUUUACAGGAGAAUAGCAGACGAGGCACCCAGGAUAGCCAAAGUGAAAUUCAAGUACAUUGUGUCCACAUACGGACUGUGCAGUGAAGCAACUGCCUUGGUGAUGGAGUACAUGAGCAAUGAAUCGCUGAACAAUCUCUUAGCCACUCACACAUUGAUGUGGCCUAAGAAGUUCCAGAUGAUUCAUGAGGCCUCCAUGGGCAUGAAUUUUCUCCACAGCAUGAAACCUCCACUACUCCAUCUUAACCUCAAGACGUCCAACAUCCUAUUAGACGAUCAUCUCCAUGUCAAGAUUUCAGAUUUUGGUUUAAUCCACUGGCAAGAGGGCAUGAGCAAGCAAUCAUUCAUGGAGAAUCUGACAGCGAGAGGGAACAUAAGUUACAUUCCUCCAGAGACCUUCACUCAAUGCCCUGAUCCACCAGGAACUACCUUUGAUGUUUACAGCUUUGGCAUUGUGAUUUGGGAGAUUCUAACACAACAGAAACCGCACGCAGGGUGCAGCGUGACCACAGUGCUCUUACAGGUGUCACAGGGUAAGAGACCUUGUGUAGAUAUGAUUCCCGAACAAAAACCCUGUGAGUGCCAUCAGAUGAUCAGCAUCAUGAAGCAGUGCUGGGACCAGGACCACAGGCAGAGGCCACAGUUCUCAGACACUGUGAGGAAAACAGAGGCUUUGAGCGAAGUCCUGAAGAUCCCGGGAUCAACCCAGUCUUUCAAAAAUGGUGACGAGGGACAGAAAUCAAAUUAUCCUUGGCUAGUUUCCCCAAUAAACAAGAUUGCUUUGCCUGAGAUGCCUGACCUUCCCUCAGCUGACCAACGUGACAAGGACAACAUCCUCUCUCUCCUCUCCAAAAAGGACUUUGGUAGUUUUAGACUGUCUGUGAAAAGAGAGCACAUAUGCACACAGUUUCCUGAUAAAAGGACCCUCCUCCACUAUACGGUAGCCAGCACGGAUGCAAAGAGUGUUGAGCAUGUCCUGAAUCUGGGCGCUGAAGUCAACUGUAUGACUUCCAAGGGUUACACUCCUCUUAUUGUUGCUGUUCUGCACAGGCUUCAUGACAUCAUCUCUUUGCUGCUGGAGCAUGGAGCAGCUGUUAACCAGGGAGAUGAGGACCAGUGGACAGCACUCCACUUUGCUGCUCAGAACGGCGAUGACAGGACAGUUCGUCUCCUGUUGGACAAAGGAGCUGCGCCGGAUGCCCGGGAAAAAGCUGGUUGGAUGCCCCUCCACCUGGCCUGCCAGAAUGGCCAUGAAACAGUGGUGCGCCUGCUGCUUUCACGGCUGUCAGAGGAAACAGUCAGACAACCGGAGGCACAAGGGAGGACGGCACUCCACCUAGCCUCCGCCUACGGGCAUCUGAAUAUUGCCAAGCUCCUCCUGUCUCAGGGAGCAGAUCCCAACGCUACCGACCACUCUCUCUUCACUGCUCUUCACUUAUCAGCUGAGGAAGGCCAUAACAGAAUAGUCAGGCAGUUGCUGAAGAGUGGGGUGAACACUGACAGUGCAGACAGCAGAGGAUACACGCCACUUCACCUGGCUGCUCUGAGGGGUCAUGCAGGAAUAUGCAGGCGGCUCUUGUCAAAUGGGGCCAGUCCAGACUCCAGGACCCUUCAAGGCUGGACUCCAAUGCACCUGGCUGCCCUACAGGGGAAUGAAGCUGCAGUGAUCCAGCUGGAGAGUCAGGGUGGUUGUGUGAACGCUCAAGGUGAGAAUGGGUGGACCCCCCUCCACCUUGCCUGCCAUCAGAGUGAACCACAAGUGGUGGAAAAGCUCCUGGCAGCCAAAGCCAACCCAAACGUAACGGAAAACACUGAAGGAUGGACGCCAUUACAUGUUGCCUGUACAAGUGUCAGUUUCCCUUGUGUCCUCCACUUAAUAUCACAUCACGCAGAUGUCAAUGCAGUUAGCUCGGGAAAGGCCACACCUUUACAUCUGGCUGCCCAGCAUGGCUGUGAACCUAUUGUUAAGGCUCUGCUGCUGAAUGGAGCAGACAGGACCCUGCUGGACUCUUCUGGAUCCACAGCUUUGAAUGUGGCCCAGAAGUGUGAAAAACUGGAAAUCGUGCAGCUACUGGAGAAGUAGUUGCAAUGUGAAUGGAAGAAUUAUAAUACAAUGAAAACAUCAAAGACACAGCUGGAAUAUUCUCCUCCUUGAGUGUAAGGGUUUUUAUUGUGUGCAUUAUAGGAAGAUUUUGAAAAGAUAUUUUAGAUAAGAUGGAUAAUUCUAUUUUUAUUAUUUUCAUUAUUUAAUUAUAAACAAAUGGAAAGCACAAUGAUUAUUACUGCUCCUUUUAGUUUUUUGCUUUUUGUCAUGUAAUUUCACCAAACUCCUAACAAUUUGAUUUGGAUGUUCUUAAGUCAAUAUAUACAAAUCAUUUUUUUAUAUUUAAGUAAAAGUAAAGUAAUCUUUUUUUUUUUCAAAAAACAAACAAACGCUUUCUCUGAUUCUACCAGUAAUUAUUUACCGUAAGUGCCCCAUAAGUUUUCUGCUGUUUUCCAGUUUUCAGGAUUUAUAUGAAAUUGAAGUCUGUAAAAUCUAGCAGAACUAUGGUGGAAAAUAGAGCCAUGAAAUUGGGUCAAAACCAGGUGAAGUGCCCUAUAAGGACAGAACACAUAUUGAUUCUACUCUUUGAAUCACCUUGAUUGCUUUCUUUGUGCGCUUUCCUUGUGAACGGAACUAAUGCUGCUGCCACAUGUGGAUGAAGAUGAAAAUACAAAAGAGCUGUCGUUAUAAUGACUUAUAGACACUUUCAUUUGAUUAAACCUGUCAGACUUUAUGAAAGUAUUAUGCGCCUAAUAAUUUAGGGAAAAGAUGGAUGGCAACAAAACCAUUGGAUUCCUGUCACUGUCAUCAUUCAGAUGCACCUAUUGAACGCCUCCAACUAUGAGUACAUACAUGCUUUAUGUGCUGUAUGACAAAGCAAGCUAAAGCUGAAUAUCGGUCAUUUCCUCCAGAGCGAGGGAAACACUGCUCAGCUUAUGCCACACUCAUUUGCCACAGUGACACCUUAUUAAAUUAAAAUUAAAUGCAUGGAUUCAAUAGCUGUAGCGACCUGCACGUUUUCUGGGUUUUCUCUGUAACCACAAGAGACUGACCGAAUCAAAUUACAGUAAAUGAACAGAAUAGAGCUGGACUAUUAUAUAUAUAUAUAUAUAUAUAUAUAUAUAUAUAUAUAUAUUGGUUGCUAAAUGAAUGUCUGCUGUGUCAUUUUUUAAAAUGGUAAUUGUAUUCCAAAACCUCUAUUUUUUUCUCCAUGAAGGUGGACACUGUGUAUAUUAGAUGAUGACUGCUAGCUUGCUGGUGUCGUCUCCCAGUGUUUGCCAUUUUUGAAUGUUUGUAUGACUGAACCAUCCACCUGUCCUCUUCUAAUCCCAGGGGGAUUAGAAGAAUUGGAAAAGGCCUACUGUGUGUGUUAGAGGUUUAAGGCUCAUUAAAAUCGCCUGUAGCACAGUCACCACAUUGUGUCAAACCAAUCCACUGCCUAUAAAAAAAAAAAAGCUCAAAUGUGUACAAGUACAGAAAUAUGCCCACGGCUCAUCUCAACAGAAACCUAAGCAAAAUUUCAUUGUAAAAGUCAUACAGCAAUAGCAUGAGAACGUUGUUGGUCUCCUGUGAUAUUUCUGUUAAAUUUAUGUUUGACUCCUUUUUAGACAGCUAUCAGGAAAUUGCAAUCACUUGGUCUGCCUUAGAUUUAGAUAAGCACAAUCCUGAUUUAUAACGUCAUGUGGCUUAUGCCAGGAGCCUGACAAAGUGAAGUAUCUACUGACCCUGGUCUCAGUGUAAUUUAUCCACUAGAGUUUGAAAUGCAGCUAUCACAUUAUGAAAAGGCUCUCCGGAGAGGACCAUGUAUUUCAGAUUAGGUAGGAUGAUUUAUAGUUGAAAAUGUUCUUUUUACUGCACUAGCCCUCGUUUGAAAUUUAUGAGGCCUUCAAUGACUUAGAAAUUGGAAACAAACCACACAAGCAUGCAUUUUUCCUACAGUAAACAGUGUGAUGAUGGUUGAACAGAUGGGAAUGAGAAACAUCUGUGGAAUCCACAGUGCUGUGUCGUUGUCUAACCUGUGUAACAGCGUCUUUGUUCUUCUAACGUUCACAUAAAACAAACCCUUUUGUUUACCUAUACCGUUGUUACAGUUCCUGAAAAAUUCAACUCACUUUUCCAAGAACAUCUAAUCAGGGCUACCUAAAUCAAUGGUGCUGCCCCGACCUUUUUACACAUACGGUGACACAUUGGAUACCCUCUAUCAGUGAGUAAUUUGGUUUGCAGGCACCUAAACUAAUUUUAUUUUCUAGUAGGGAAACAAGCAGGAAGAAGAUAAUGUCAUGCAAGUUGCUUGUACUACAAACAGGAAGAGCUGAAGGAAGAAAAAACAGGGCCGUAAUGUUGUGUUUCUUUCACUUUGUUAUUUUUUAAUUGAUUUUGACAACUUAUCUAACAUACACAUCAUUCAUACAAAAUAAAGCAAUUAAUGAAAUACCUCAAAGAUACUUGUCCACCUAGUACUCUUGCUUACCUCUUGUGUAAUACAGUAAUAAUACCAGCUCAUAUAAUUGUUUUGAAUUAAACAGAAACUUCGCCUCCUUAUUGAUUUAA